Pleuronectes platessa (European plaice) is the source of this 1150-nucleotide messenger RNA. RefSeq names its product calcium uniporter protein, mitochondrial. Gene Ontology annotation, biological process: calcium import into the mitochondrion; mitochondrial calcium ion homeostasis. Gene Ontology annotation, cellular component: mitochondrial inner membrane; uniplex complex. The transcript is spliced from 9 exons. Lineage: Eukaryota; Metazoa; Chordata; Actinopteri; Pleuronectiformes; Pleuronectidae. The record is from RefSeq and is a predicted model, not a curated record. The coding region runs from base 90 to 1052 and encodes 320 amino acids. Gene Ontology annotation, molecular function: calcium channel inhibitor activity.
GUUUGAAACCUGUUUGCACUCGCCUCCCUCACAUUCCUUCAUGCAGACGCGUUCACGCCUCAAAGGCUUCCGUCCUUCACUUCAGCAUCAUGUUCGUGUCCCGGUCGCUCAGCCGCUUCAGGUUCUGCUGCUCGAAAAACAAAACACUACGAACCGACACCUUCAGUUCAGCCUGGUCGACCAGCCUCUUCUCCGGCUACAGCAGUGAACCACCGACCAAAGAUGUGUCUCUUCAUUACAGCCUGGGCCGCCCGGUCCUGUCGGUGCGUCUCCCUGCAGGUCGGCCAUGUCGCUUCACCCUGACGCCCAUGUUGACCACCGUGGGCGACCUGCUUCGAGACAUCUCAGCCAAAGACCCCGGGGUCCACAGUGCCGCUCUGCUGAACGGAGAUGGACAGAGAAUCUCCUCGUGCACGUUUAUGGAAACAGUUUUAAAUAAAGAUUUCCAGCUCGUCAUCAACGGCGUCACACACAAUGUUGGCUCUCUCGGCCAAGGUGCGUCUCAUGAGCACGUGUUGGGUCUGAACGAUAUGAAGUACGUGGUCCAGCUCCUUCAAGCCGCUCUGAAUCUCCCUCAGCAGCAACACGUCAAACACUCGGAGCUGCUGAUCCAACGGGAGCAACUACAACAGGAGCUCAGGCCACUGGAGAUGGUGAAAAUCCAGAUGGCGAAGGAGGCGGAGUCGAGAGCCUCCCUGCUGGGGUGGGCGGGGCUUGGUUACCUAUCACUACAGGGAGGAUUCCUGGGUUACCUCACCUGGUAUGUGUUUGCAUGGGACGUCAUGGAGCCAGUCACCUUCUUCAUCUCCUGCACCACCAGCAUGAUCUUCUUCGGCUACUACAUCCUCACAAAACAGGAGUUCAUGGUCACGGGGGCAAGGGAUCGUCAGUUCCUUCACUUCUUCCACCGCAGAGUGUCUCAACAGAAAUUUGAUCUUCAAAAAUACAACGAGCUCAAAGACAAGAUGGCCGAGGUGGACGAUGAUCUCCGGAGGUUGAGAAGUUCGAUCCGUCUGCAGCUGCCCGUGGAACAGGUUCAAAGUUCCCGCUGAGAUUCUUGUGUCAUUAAAUUUCACCUUUGUUUGUUUACAGUGAUAUUUUCUGUUGUAAUCAUUUUGGACUUUAUUAAAGAUGCGGUGAAAUAAAACAA